UCAUUACGUAACGUCUUCGUAUAGAGGUCAGUAAACAACAUUUAAGUUGAUUUGCGAAUUUACUUUCGUAUCAUUUUAACGGGUAAGUCCUUGAUAAGAAAUGCAUUUAAUAAAGUGAUAUCGACAAUUUAACUGGUGAACGAUAUGAAAUAACGACGCGACAAUGGUGACUAAAUUAGAAGCGUACCAAUUUACAAUUUUUGCCACCAUGUUUAUUGGCUACGGCUGUUACGCGUAUAAUAGAAAAUCAGUCUCGUUUGCUUUGCCAAAAUUAAUGGAAAUGGGCCUUGAAAAAAGUCAAGCUGGAUUAAUAAUUAGUAGCCAAAAUAUGGCUUACGCCAUUAGCAAAUUUUUAGGUGGAAUUCUCUCCGACAGAAUGAGUUCUCGUGUUCUGUUUUCUGUCGGACUUCUAUUUAGUGGUUUCGCUACUUUAGCAUUUUCUGCUUCCCAUUCUGUCCUAACUUUUACUUCAUUAUGGUUUCUCAAUGGAUUUGCUCAAGGAUGUGGUUGGCCCGCGUGUGCCAAAGUUCUGAGGAAGUGGUUCUCUCCCGCGCAGUUUGGUACCUGGUGGAGUGUAAUGUCUGCGAGUGCUAACAUUUCUGGAGGUGUUUCACCUUUUAUUUCGGCAUUUCUAAUUCUGAAUUACGGAUGGAGAUUUAGUCUAGUGGUCGCCGGAAUCGUCUCCGUAAUAUUGGGCGUUAUAUCUAUGUUUUGCAUUGUUAAUUCUCCGACCGACAUCGGAUUACAAAGCUUUGUCGACGACGAAAAAGAAAAGAAAAACUCCGGUGAGAUUUCGGACGAUUUGUACCAUAAAAAAAAUAUAAAUUCUUUAAUAUAUCCGGCUUAUAUAUUAAUAUUUAAUUACUCGUACAUUUAUUUUCAAGCUACUUCGGGGGAUAAGGAAGCUAAAGUGGCCGACGUAUUGAGAAGUCCGUUCUUGUGGCUGGUUUCUUUCUGUUACAUGACCGUAUUUUGUGCCAAAACUAGCACCGUCGAUUGGAGCCAACUUUAUUUAAUGGACGAUUGUGGACAGACUCAAUUUGUCGGUAGUUCUUUUGUUAGUAGCGUGGAAACGGGAGGAUUUUUCGGUGGUGUUUUAGCAGGUUAUUUAACAGAUUGGGUGUUGAAAAAGGAAUUAAAGAAAAAUCAUAAAGCAAAAGGAAAUCCUCGUAUGAAAGUGGGAAUUAUUUUUACUGCGGGUGCCUUAGGAUGCCUUCAUCUAUUAAAAUACUUCGUUAACGAAAAUUCGUCUAAGUUAUGGAUAACAUCAAUAGGGAUGAUGCUAGGUGCUUGCUAUUACGGUCCUAUCGCUAUUUACGGCGUGGUUGCAACCGAAUCUGCUCCCAGUCAUUUAAGUGGCACGGCUCACGCUAUCGUAGCUUUAGCCGCAAAUAUUGGUGCGAUUGUUUCCGGUUUACCGUUCAGUUUAGUAGCCAAGUCUUACAGUUGGGGUGCCAUUUUUCUCAUUUUAGAAGUUUUAACCGCUAUAACAAUUUUCCUUAUGCUCGUUACUAGAAAUAUGAAUUCUAAUAUUGGAAAAGUGAAAACUCGGUAAUUUCGUUACCGCCGUCAACUAAUGGUUAAUAACAAGUCGAUUAUGUAUAAUAUUAAUAAUAUUAAUUUUGGAAAAAUAAUUCACUUUUUGUACAGUAAAAGUUAUUGUUAAAAUUGAAUGAUAAGAUCAAAAUAGAUUUUUAAUAAUUUCUAAAUAAAAUGGGCACAAAUUUUCAAUUAUUUAGAUGCAUCGAAGUCGAUACGUAUAAAUAUUGGGGGAUAACGACCACAAUAAGAUAUAAAUUUCUUAUUAUCCGGUUAGGAGAGGAUAUACAAAAUAAAGUGUAUUUGUUGCGUACGGUACUCGUCUCUACUUUUAAUAUUUGUAGUAUGAUAUAAAGUAAUUUUAUGUUGGGAAGAGGACAAUUUUCCUGUAUAAAAGUAUUCUCCGUAUCACACGGAUCGACGCCCACGUUUAGAUGUGAAAUUGUAUAAAAAGUGUUUUAUUUUCAGAAACACAAUUUUCACAUCUCGCUGAAUCGACAGAUAUUUGAUUCCAUUUCUAAGAAAUCGUUAAAAUCAGGAUAGAGAGUUAAAGUAUACAGAUGGUCGAACAGACACGCUUAUUUUCCUUUCCGAGAGGAAAUGUAUUCUGCCAGAUGCUUCUGAUUACUCCUAUAAUAUAUAAUUUGUACAAACAUUUUCCUUCUUUUCCUUAAAUAAAGUGUUUAUACUCAGAAAUAUUUUGUAUGUAGAUUAAUAGAGAAAAGUUGAAAGAAUUCGUGAUGCACAUUUUUUUUCCUCGAUCCAUUAUAAUAAAAUGCCUUACACGUUUAAUUCUCUUUAUCUAAUUAUGCGAAACGGAGUUAUUUUUUCUCACUUUUUGAUAUUAUGAAAUUGAAUACAGAAAUAGGUCAAUUCUUAACAGAAUUAUACUAAACAAAU
Messenger RNA from Centruroides sculpturatus (bark scorpion), 2439 nucleotides. Its product is annotated as glucose-6-phosphate exchanger SLC37A4-like. Bases 164 to 1555 code for a protein of 463 amino acids. The transcript is spliced from 8 exons. Gene Ontology annotation, cellular component: endoplasmic reticulum membrane. Gene Ontology annotation, biological process: glucose-6-phosphate transport; phosphate ion transmembrane transport. Gene Ontology annotation, molecular function: glucose 6-phosphate:phosphate antiporter activity. The record is from RefSeq and is a predicted model, not a curated record. NCBI's taxonomy places the organism in Eukaryota, Metazoa, Arthropoda, Arachnida, Scorpiones, Buthidae.